GACUUGGUAACAAUCUAGCACACUGUGACGCAGGGUAAUUUUACAGGUAUAUAGGUCGCUGCAUUUUUUCGAUUCAACAUGCACGGUACGAAAAACACCCCGGCUAUUGUGGUUCAUUUGUUCCUACUGGUCCACCUAUCUCAGAUUGUUUUAAUAUCCGGUAUUUUGUUUGAGUACCAGCGAAGAUGUCCUGAUAAUCAACAGGACUGGGAGGCGCGGUCGAACAGUUAUAUAUGUGGUGGCGAUACAGUCUAUCAUUGUAUGCAGGACCAGGAAGGGCGUUACGUCACAUUCUGUGAAUCGAAUAUUUGGAUUCAACCAGAUUACUGCCCGGAGUUCAAUUCCAAGGUGUCGGCGAUUGACGUGAUCCUGUGUCCAGGAGCCUUAGCUGGAUGUCCGGAGGCAGUGUACUUGUCCAAUGCUAAUUAUAAAUAUCCAAGUUGCUUUAGAACAGUUACCAGACCUACUACAAAAACGACAACUACUGAAGCAAUCAACACCACGUCAUCCAUAUCAUGGUCCAAACCACCUGCUGAAGAGGAGCAGAACGUAAAGCCCUGGCUGCCCACCUUAUCGAUAGCUCUUGGAAUCAUCCUUCCUGUAUUUGUUAUCACGUUCCUUGUUCUUUUGUUUAGAGCACGUAGAAAUUCGAUGAAGAGUAAACCCAUUAACAGAUACACUGAAGAAACAGAAGAAGGUACUUGGUUUCUCAUGGACGUCGGGAAUACCACCACAGCCGAAACCAAUGCAGACAUGGAGGGUAACACUGUAAUUCAUCCAGAGAAUGUCUCAGAAGAUAAUCUUAAGAAAGAUGUGAAAAGCAAUGAGAAAUUCAUAGAACCUAAAACAUACAGUGAAGCAGUUGAAAAAGUAAAGACAGAAGGAUAUGUAAUUCUUUAUGGUGCAACCGGAUGUGGGAAAUCCACAGUAGCAACCCAUUUGGUGAGGAAUGAGUUUCCGGAUUAUAAAGUCGUGCAUCUGAGAGGAAAACAAAAAAACGCUCCGAGAUUCUCAAGUGACGGUGGGCUAGUUUUCUGGGAUGAUUGUUUCGGAAUCUGGAAAAUUAAAGACGAUGAAAAUAAAGAUGACACUUCAAAAUAUAUGAAGACAUUAAUUGAUAAAUGCAAAAGAGACCCACAAAAAUAUAAAGCAGUGUUAUGUUUUGAUUCGUUCUUCAAAUAUGAACAAAACAAUCCCUGUGAUAAUAUUACAGAUGGCAUGACUCUUGAUAAAAACUAUGAUUCACAAACAAAAAAAGAAAAUUUUAGAGAUGAAAUGAAACCUACCAAAUAUUUUACAAUACCGAAUGUGUGUAAUGAAGUUGGCUUCCCGCUUUUGAUCAAUUUGAUUCUGAGAGAUCCAUUCCUACAGGAAAAUACUAAUGCCUUCUUUAAAGAUCCAACGUCAGUUCUACAAGACAGAUUUCUCCAACUUCUCAAAGACCACGUUGAUGUAUACGUAACUCUCAUUUAUGCUGUAUGCAAUAGUCCUGUGGAUCUGAAAGAUGUGAGUAAAGAAAAGUGGGACAUUUUAAAGAAGGAAUGUGAAGAUCCGAAGAGCCGUGAGUCUGGAAAAGAAAAAGAAGACAGAAAAGGCUACUAUACUUCUGAUGCAAAGGAAAACACUGAAAACAAAACUAAUUCGAAGACAUCAGACGAGGCAACUAUACCGACACCCACGACAAGUGAACAUUCAGAAAUGUCGAAAGAGCCGGAGAAUAGUGCGUUACACGGGGAAACAAUGGACAGCGGUUACAAUAAAACCAAUAAUGUUAAUGUAGGGACUGAUGUUUGCGAUAGAAAUGGAGAAAGUGCUGGCGGAAAUUAUGUCGAUGAUAAUGCUGAAAAGAACCGGAAUGAAGUGGAGGACGAUGCUAGGAGUCGUACUAGUGAUAAAUUGAAUGCCAGGGGUACUGACGGAAAUUCAGGAGAUGAAAUGAAUCGAAGUGAAGUGGCUCGUUCAUGUAAUAAACUGAACGUUAAGAAUUCUGGGAUUUUUAAAAAUCGCAAUGUUAUUGAAAUGAAUGAAACUCUGGCGAAAUACCUAGUAGAAAGCGAGAUGGAUGAUAAACGAUUCGAAUUUCGUCAUCAGUUUCUGGCGGAGACCCUACUUCGUUUCCAUAUCAAAAAUGUUGGGAAGAAAGGGGUGUCAAAAGUAGCCAAAAAAGAGGUUGCAUUUGUUUUAGAGAAAUUAUCAAAAUGUAACUACGACCGGUAACUUCGGAAUACAUACAUGCGAUAUUUGUUAGAAAUCAUCUUCAUCGCUAAUUCAAAAUGCAAUAAUAUAAAUUUAUUGUGAAUGGAUUUAUAUACUCAUAUUAUUCAUAAAGCAUUAUCAAACCAGAUAAAUAUUUACAUACAUCUACCUGCUGUAUAACGGAUACAUUAUGUAGCCAUGUCUACUAUUAAACAUUGUUUUGAAUGAGACAAUGCUGAUUCCAGUAAUCGUGUAUUUGCGCAUGUAAAAACUGACUUUUCCUCAUUUGCACAGUCACGUGCAACAGUGUUGGGUCGUAUCAAUAAAGGUCGUGACAUCAAGCUCCGGUGAAAUCGGAACAUCGUACGCCCUUCUCUGUGAAGUCGAGAAGUUCGUUACUUGACCGAAAAAGGACGAGCAAUGUUCGGACUGGCUCCAGUGAAAAUGUACAAUUGUGCAUGCUCAAGCUGACUUUUACCCAUAGCAUCCGGUUUAAACUCGUUUACGCAAUUAAAAGCUGGUACUGAUAA
Molecule: messenger RNA, 2726 nt
Organism: Ostrea edulis (European flat oyster)
Lineage: Eukaryota; Metazoa; Mollusca; Bivalvia; Ostreida; Ostreidae
Exons: 7
Coding region: 79-2217 (712 amino acids)
Source: RefSeq, a predicted model, not a curated record